Molecule: messenger RNA, 1218 nt
Organism: Pyrenophora tritici-repentis Pt-1C-BFP
Lineage: Eukaryota; Fungi; Ascomycota; Dothideomycetes; Pleosporales; Pleosporaceae
Product: tubulin folding cofactor C
Biological process (GO): tubulin complex assembly; post-chaperonin tubulin folding pathway
Cellular component (GO): cytoplasm
Molecular function (GO): tubulin binding
Source: RefSeq, a predicted model, not a curated record
GUCUCGAUACAUGUACCUUCGCUGUGAAGCACAUGUAUAUAGACAUUCCUUCCCAAGAUCAAUCCAUAAAUGCCAUCUUAGCAAGUUCAAGCGCCGCGACAUACCUAACCUACGCAGCCAUGCGAUCACCGCCACGUUCUCCCCACCAUACCUCACAACCCAACGCGUGCGCCCUCGCGACGUCUCCCUCAGCCCUAAACUAGGCAUAAUACACGCCCCCAACACGACAAAGAAAUGACCACCACAAAUCUAAAAGAAGACUUCUACCGCCAAUUCCAGAAAGAUGUCGCAGACCUCAGCGCGCAGAUAUCCUCCCUCCCCUCCACCCCACCCGCAAGCGCCACCCGCACCGAAGCAAUCGACGCGUGUCUCGCAGGCAUCGACCGCCUCUCACACGAUGUAAAAGACGCGUCGAGUUAUCUGCCAGGGUACGACCAGCGGACGUAUAGCGAAACGAUAAAAUCGCUAUCUGAACAGUUGCAGAAUAUCCGGAAUACUUUUUCUCCCCCCAAGAAAUUCAGCUUCAAGAAUCGGAAGAAAGAUGCUGCGGUCGCAGAGCCAGCAGCUCAUGUUACUCAGAAGACAACGGACGAGCAGGAUACUACGACUACGACUACGCCGAUUGCAGUCCCAGAACAACCUUCAACGCUCUCUCAUAAAUCCUCCACCCGUAUCACACUGCCACCCCCCUCCUCCAACGCCUCCUCGGAACACACCACCUCCUCACCAACCCUCUCCCACCUAACCAAGUGCAUCGUCGACCUCUCGCCCGCCACACAAAACGGCACCACCCCCUUCGCCGCCCUGUACCUCCGCGAAAUAUCCCACUCGCUCAUAAUAUGCGGCCAGGUCGCUGGCGCAAUACACAUAACAGAUGUCUCGGAUAGUGUGAUAGUGACGGCGUGUCGGCAGUUUCGUAUGCAUGGGAGUAAGAAUGUGGAUGUCUAUUUGCAUAGUUCGAGUCGGCCUAUCUUUGAAGACUGUGAUGGGUUGAGGUUUGCGCCUUUGCCUGGGGUUUAUAUGACACCGGAUAUGGCCCAGUCGGACAAUCAGUGGGAUCAGAUUGAUGACUUCAAGUGGCUCAAGGCGGAACCAAGUCCACAUUUCACCAUCCUUCCCAAAGGCGAGCGUGUUGCUGAUGAGGUCUGGAGAGACAAAGUACAUAGUGGUGAUGAUGUGGGCUUGCAUGAUAUCCUCAAGGCCGUUGGUGUGCGGUGA